GGUAAAGCAUGUUGUUUUUUUGGCAAACAGCUGCUGGUGUAGUGUGCGGUACCCUGUGAUGGAUAUAGAAACUUAACUGCUUCUAACCAAGCAACACAGCCCCUAGAUAUUCAGCAUCCAUAUCUUCAUCUAUGCUCCAACUUCAUCAUUCUCUCUAGCUAUAUUAAUAUCCACUAUUGUUUACGCUUCCAUAUGGCUCUUCUAAUUGUACCUCGUUGGUUGCUGUCCCUUGUUCUUCUCCUUCACUUUCUGUUGUGUUGCUUAGGAGCAAAUGUUGUCACCGUUAAUGUUGCUGCUGCCAAGGGCCUUAUCAACACCGGCUACCUUUAUCUCGAUGUCAGAACUGAGGAGGAGUUUAGAAAAGGGCAUGUAGAUGCUGCUAAGGUCGUUAACAUUCCAUACAUGUUGGAUACACCUAAGGGUAAGGUGAAGAAUCCAGACUUUCUAAAAGAGGUUUCAUCUGUUUGCAACAAAGAAGAUCAUCUUAUUGUGGGUUGUCAAAGUGGAGUGAGAUCUUUGUAUGCAACUACCGAUCUUGUUGCUGAUGGCUACAAGGAUGUGAAGGACAUGGGAGGGGGUUAUAUGGAGUGGGUCAAAAACAAAUUUCCAGUGAAAUCAUCAUUAGGGAAAGAGGAUCUCUAAAGUGUAGUUGAUGAUAGGAACAUGUUCUUCAUCUUUGACUUGUACAAUUGAAAUAUGUAGUUUUUUUUAUUAAUUAUUUGUAUCCAAAGUGUUUGGCAUACACAAUACUCAUUAAUUACUUGUGGAAGUCAUCUGAAUCAGGGUUAUAACUUUUUGUAACAGUUCUGCUUACAACAUUUAUGUUGAAUAGUACUGUUACUUUGAAGGUUGUAACUUUUUUGUUUCUAUAGUAAAUAUAGACCUUUAAGAAAGAAGACCAGCAAUCUUGAAGAAUAUCAGAAUAACAUCAUGUAGCUCAUGGAUCAAACUCUGUAUAGACUUGGAAUUGUUUGAACUUUUCAAAUGGGAUUCAUUGGACUAAUUAGUACAAGGAUGAGAAUCAGAUUAAUUUGGAACUAAGCAUUUCCCAGUAAGAUAGUUUUCAUGUAAACCCAAAAGAGAAUAUUGAGUGA
Arachis stenosperma is the source of this 1094-nucleotide messenger RNA. Its product is annotated as thiosulfate sulfurtransferase 18-like. Gene Ontology annotation, molecular function: catalytic activity. The record is from RefSeq and is a predicted model, not a curated record. The transcript is spliced from 5 exons. Lineage: Eukaryota; Viridiplantae; Streptophyta; Magnoliopsida; Fabales; Fabaceae. The coding region runs from base 193 to 642 and encodes 149 amino acids.